Stegodyphus dumicola is the source of this 1442-nucleotide messenger RNA. RefSeq lists its product as uncharacterized. The record is from RefSeq and is a predicted model, not a curated record. Gene Ontology annotation, molecular function: protein binding. Lineage: Eukaryota; Metazoa; Arthropoda; Arachnida; Araneae; Eresidae.
GAUUAUAAAAAACAUUAAAUUCGAAAAGAGAGGAUAGAUUCAAAAGCCUGCGAAAUAUCUGAAAAUAAUGUGGUCGAUUUCCAUAAUUUUUCUUUUUACACAGUUCUUAGUCUUUUCUUCUUGCCUUUCGACAAACUGCCCUACUAAAGAAGAAAUAUUUCCAUGUUCUUGUAAAACAUUGGCAAAUAUUAUGCAUGUAGUGUGUGCCGAUUUCAAUUCCAGUUCUACUCUAGUGAAUGCAUUCAAAGUUCUACGUAACCAUCGUAUCACCAGAGCUCUUUUUCACGGCUUGUAUUUCACUGAUACAUUGCCGAAUGAUUUGUUUGAUGAAAUGCAUAUCGAAUCAUUAAAAGUUGAAAAAUCCAGAUGGCAAUUCUCACAGCCGGCUUUCAAAGCUUUGGCAAAUUCUUUAUCCUCCUUGUACAUUAUGCAAAAUUCUAUGAUCACAAGCAAAGAUGGCUUCGCUUUGGCGCGCCUUACCAAGCUCUCAGCGUUGAAUGUUCAAUCGAAUAGCUUGCCAAAGAUCAAAGACACGUGGUUAAAUGGAAAGGUGCCUAAUGUUCAUAAUCUUGUCUUAGACGAAAAUGGUAUUAGCGAAGUCGAAAGUAAUGCAUUUUCCCAGCUCAAACAGCUGAGGAUAAUAUCUUUGGCUAACAACCAAAUCAAGGCUCUUAAAAGGUCAACGCUCCCAUGUCCAGCUGCAUACCUGAUAAAGAUUGAUCUAAGUCACAACACAAUUGGCAUGAUACCAUCCGAUUUCUUCGUUAACAUGCCUUCUUUGACAGAAGUCAUACUUACUGGAAAUGAAUUGCAGACUUUACCACAAGCUACUUGGACUCCAGUUUGGGAAAAUCUGCAAAAGGUUCUUCUGUUUAAUAACAAAAUAGUUUGUGACCAAAACCUGGAUUGGAUAAAAAGGUAUCGCCGAGUUCUUCAACUGGAAGGUGACUGCGUAGCUCCGAAGGAAAGGGCGGGCAGACCUAUUAGGGAUAUGUACUACAGCAGAUAAAAUGCCAGUACACUAUUUUAUUCAUCAUCUUCAUUCAUCUUACUUCCUCUCUCCAGCGAGGUCUAUCUACCAUGUAACCAUAACCAGCAUAAUUAUUUAUUCAUAAGUUUCUUCGAAUUACUAUUUUAAAUACUGUGUUCGAUAACCAUCGCUCUUUUUGCUGCUUAUACUUUUUUGCUGUUUCUACUUUAUUUGUUUCUUCCCUUUUGUUUAUUUUAUUUUAAAUGUUCUUCGUAUUAUUCUUUUUAUAAGCAUGUUUUAUUCAUUGAUUGUUAUGAAGGCAUUGUGUGAGGCAUAAAGUAUAUUGUGGGCGUUAAUUUAUGUAUCUAAAUAACGUAUGAGUUGAGUAAUAUGAUGGCUAGCAAAAUGUUGAUAGAACUGUUCCAGUGUAUUUAUUUUAGUAAAUAAAAUGUUGUUUUCUUUUCUUUUUCAA